AUGGAUCUCCCUCUCAUUGGCGCCCACUGUUCUUUGAGCUCGUGUAACGAAUUGGACCUCCUUCCAAUACGAUGUCUCUGCGACAAGCAAUACUGCAGGAAACACUUCCUUCCUGAUGACCAUGCCUGUCCUAUCAAUCUUACUGCCACACCGCAACCAGCCCUCGAUAAGCUCCAGCGGUGUGCUUCGGUCAAUUGCAAGAAACCAAGUCUAGAAGCCUUCGUGAGGAGCUCUGAUACAAACCGUGUACCUGCCUUGUGCCCUCGCUGUAAUCUCGCAUACUGUGCAUCUCACCGAGAACCUUCCUCUCACUCUUGCCCAGUGCCGUUGAUAGAAAAUCCUGCGAAGAAUGAGGCAGCUCAUGCUCUUCUCACAAAACACUUCCAAGUAGCGGGCAGAACUGGCUCUUCAUCAGCCUCUAAUACAGCACCCAAGAAACGUCCGACGGACCCCAAGAAAUUGGCACAACUGCAAAAGAUUGAACUGAUGCAGAUGCGCCAUCGAGCAGUGCCCGGUGACCCCAAGGACAAGCCAGACACGAUCUUGAUUGACCAACGCUUGCAUGUCAAGAUUAAGGAUGAGGUCGAUGCGAAAGGCAAGGACAGAGUAUUUUGGUUCCGCAAGACCAUUGGUGUCGGAAAAGCCCUCGAUCUCCUGACAGCACAACUCGGCAAGACCACACCAGUUCGUCCUUUCACUCCUUCUGACCCUACCAUUUGGACACAUCUUAAUCGUUUCUCCAGAGGUUACGGCUAUCGAAAGUUGCCAACAAUGGAGACGAGAUCACAACCCUACGAAACGACCUACCGCUUGCAGACCAGGUUGAUGAUGGCACCAUCCUGGUGA
Messenger RNA from Stereum hirsutum FP-91666 SS1, 846 nucleotides. RefSeq lists its product as uncharacterized. Gene Ontology annotation, cellular component: cytoplasm. The transcript is spliced from 3 exons. NCBI's taxonomy places the organism in Eukaryota, Fungi, Basidiomycota, Agaricomycetes, Russulales, Stereaceae. The record is from RefSeq and is a predicted model, not a curated record. Bases 1 to 846 code for a protein of 281 amino acids. Gene Ontology annotation, molecular function: zinc ion binding.